GAAAACGAACGCCGCAUCUACGUGGCCCAGGUCCCCAAGUACAAGAGAAUAGAGCAGAGGCGACAGCAUCGAACCGUUAGUCAGAUUCGGAAACGCGUACGACAGCCCACGCCAGAACAAAAGACCCAGACAACCAGCUCAGGAUUCGUGAUGACUCGGGACUAUAUCGAGCAGUACAAUACGACGUGGCUAGAUCAGGAAUUGGCGGGCAGUGCGAAAGCCGAAGUUUGUCAUGGAAAGCUGUGCUGCCACUUCGAGUUGGAGUGGAGCCCAAUAGAUACCGAAAUAGGAAAUAAAAACAAAUUCGGCUAUCGCCUAGGUGCCUACGAUGGCUGGCGAAAUCAGCCAAAUGUAGACCCCAACUAUAUUCGCAACUGCGGAAUCUUCGCCUGCAGCGGAGUUACUCUGGACGAUUGUGGAUACAUGUUGAGCCCAGAUCAACUACGCCUCAACCUUAGCCGAAUACUCAUUGAGGCCAAAUUUCCCAAGAGUCAAGAGAUUCUGCUGAUGCCAAACAGUGUAAGGGAUAAUCUACUGCCCCUCGAGCCAUCGCAGUUCGAGUGGUCCGUUCAGGAGGAGGAAAAGAGUCAUAUGUUGACUGCUCGCUUUGCACUCGCUAAAACCGAGUCGUUGUCCAACCUGUUGUCCUUCGCUAUAUUCGGAAAUUACUACGAUGAAGUCUGUACCUAUGGCUCGGGCUCGCCGGAAAAGGAUCUUGAAUGUGGCUAUGAGCCCACUGGCGAUGGCGCUGCUCAGCUGCGACUAUUCGGCAGUUCGUUGUAUUUGCUGCUGGCUAUGGGCACCGUAUUCUAUCUUAGACAUUAAUGAGCUUAUUAUUGU
This is a messenger RNA of Drosophila navojoa, 840 nucleotides long. Its product is annotated as vanin-like protein 1. NCBI's taxonomy places the organism in Eukaryota, Metazoa, Arthropoda, Insecta, Diptera, Drosophilidae. The record is from RefSeq and is a predicted model, not a curated record. Gene Ontology annotation, molecular function: hydrolase activity, acting on carbon-nitrogen (but not peptide) bonds, in linear amides; phosphatidylinositol-4,5-bisphosphate phospholipase C activity. Gene Ontology annotation, biological process: lipid metabolic process; intracellular signal transduction.